GAAGCAGGUGUUGUUGACUGUUAUUAAUCACAUCUAUCUCAGUUGGUGAGGAUGGGUCUGAACAUCCCAGGGCUGGUGGCAAUGGUCGUCUUCUAUCUGCUGGUGUUGGGCACCGGUAUCUGGGCCUCUAUGAAGUCCAAGCGUCUGCAGAAGAACAGUGAUGCAGACCGGACUGAGAUCACUCUACUGGGAAACAGAGGGAUCAGUCUGGCCGUGGGAAUUUUUACCAUGACUGCAACAUUUGUUGGAGGAGGCUACAUUGUUGGUCUGUCAGAGGCAGUUUAUGACCCGACCAUGGGACUGACCUGGGCUGUUUUAAUAGUAACAUCACCCCUGACUUUCAUUGUUGGUGGAGUUUUCUUCGCAAAGACAAUGAGAGACAGAAAAUACAUGACGAUGAUGGACCCAUUCCAGAUCAAGUAUGGAAAUGUAAUCAGUGGGUUUCUGUCGAUGGGACUGGUGAUCUCUGACAUGUUCUGGGUAACAGCAACUCUUAUCGGCUUAGGUACAACAAUGAGUGUCAUCCUGGAUUUGUCUUAUACUAUUUGCAUUUGGAUCUCUGCUGCAGUCGCCAUCAUCUACACACUCCUCGGAGGCCUCUAUUCUGUGGCCUACACAGAUGUUAUACAGUUAAUUCUCAUAUUCUUUAGCUUGUGGUUGUGUGUCCCAUUCAUCCUGAUGAAUCCACAUUCAGUUGAUAUCACAAAGUCUGCCUUUAAUUUCACCUACCAGGCCCCUUGGGUCGGUACAGUGGACAGUGACAGGGCAUGGAGGUGGAUUGAUAAUUUCUUGUUAUUGACUCUUGGUCACCUGGGUUGUCAGGAUUUCCAUCAGAGGACCCUGUCAGCCUCCUCAUCGGCCACAGCCAGGAUCAUCUGCUUCAUUGCAGCUCCCAUCGUCUUCAUAAUGGGAGUCCCAUCUGUUUUGAUUGGAGCAGUCGCAGCAUCAACAGACUGGAACAUGACCUCGUAUGGCUCUCCAUCUCCUUAUGACCGUGGAGAAACAGGCCAGGUUCUGCCCAUUGCUUUACAGUAUCUCACACCAAAUUAUAUCUCCAUCUUUGGUAUUGGAGCAGUAGCUGCUGCUGUGAUGUCAUCAACAGACUCAUUUCUGUUAUCAGCUGCCUCCAUCUUCUCUACCAAUGUCUAUAAGAACAUCCUGAGGAAAAAUGCAUCAGACGUGGAGCUCCAGUGGGUGAUCCGUGUCACUGUGGUGUUAGUGGGUGUGAGUGGCACAUCACUCAGCUUUGUGAGCCACAGCAUCAUGGUUUUCUGGAUCCUGGGCUCAGGCAUAACCUACACUAUCAUAUUCCCACAACUGAUCUGCAUCCUCUUCUUUAAAAUCUCCAGUGGUUACGGCGCCGUCAUGGGUUUGUUGGUUGGAGUGUUGUUGAAGGUGCUGAGUGGGGAGCCAUCACUCGGUUUGCCUGUUAUCCUCCGUUUCCCAGGGUGCACUAGUGAGGAUGGCAUGUAUGUCCAGCGCGCUCCCAUUCAGACGAUCUGCAUGCUGUCCACCAUAUUCACCACUUUGUUGAUCUCAUACUUGGCUUCACUGCUGUUUAACACAGGACUGAUUCCUGAAAGGUGGGACGUUUUCAAAGUGAAAACCAACAAAGUGCCACAGAGACUGUUAUUAAGAAGAAAUGAUGUUAAUAAGAGAACAGAGGAAGAGGAGAACCCUGAAGAGCAGACGGAAACUGGAACAAUGUUGACAAAUCAGUUGGGCUGAUGGGACACAAGUAUUUUUCAUAGAACUACAUGACUACAUGAGUGAGUGAGAGCUUGCUGCAAAACAAAUCUACC
Molecule: messenger RNA, 1802 nt
Organism: Sphaeramia orbicularis (orbiculate cardinalfish)
Lineage: Eukaryota; Metazoa; Chordata; Actinopteri; Kurtiformes; Apogonidae
Product: high-affinity choline transporter 1-like
Exons: 8
Coding region: 52-1728 (558 amino acids)
Biological process (GO): acetylcholine biosynthetic process; transmembrane transport; choline transport
Cellular component (GO): plasma membrane
Molecular function (GO): choline:sodium symporter activity
Source: RefSeq, a predicted model, not a curated record